This is a messenger RNA of Prunus armeniaca (apricot), 870 nucleotides long. The record is from the annotation of a GenBank genome assembly. Lineage: Eukaryota; Viridiplantae; Streptophyta; Magnoliopsida; Rosales; Rosaceae.
AUGACCAUUGCCAUGUACAUCACUGUGCUUGCCAUCUUUAUCGUUGUAUGCCAAAAUUCGUGGCCAACAGUAUUCUUGCUGAUUCCACUUAUUUGGCUUAAUAUCUGGUACCAGGGUUACUAUCUUGCAUCAUCUCGUGAAUUAACUCGACUGAAUUCAAUCACAAAAGCUCCUGUUAUCCAUCACUUCUCAGAGAGCAUAUCCGGAGUUAUGACCAUCCACUCUUGCAGAAUGCAGAACAUGUUCUCCAAGAAAAUGUUAAACGGGUUAACGCGAAUUUACGUAUGGAUUUCCACAACAAUGGGUCCAAUGAGUGGUUUGGUUUCCGUAUGGAGACGCUUGGGAAGCCUUGAACGCUGCCAACUUAAAGAUGAGGUAGCUGCAAAACCUGAUAAACUCAAUUCGUUAGUGGCUGAUGAUGGCGACAACUGGAGCAUGGGGCAAACACAGCUUCUCUGUUUGGGGCGAGUUAUGUUGAAGCACAACCGGCUCUUGUUCAUGGACGAGGUCACGGCUUCAAUUGAUUCACAGACAGAUGCUGUAACACAAAGGAUCAUCCGAGAGGAUUUUGUUGCAUUGAUUGGAUUGGUUCUAAGGGCCUCUCAUGGGGAGAUUUCUUGGCAGGUUUGUGUUGCCUCUGCUGCUGCUAACAGAAAGGUUAAAGAGCGUGCUGUUGAAAUUGCCAAGGCCAUAGAUGACGAAGAUGGGUUGAUAGGAGCAUUGAAUGCCUUUCAUAGGCACUUUCCUCACAGUAAAUCUGAGGAUAAACCCGAGUCAUUGCCUGCUAGAAGUGGCUUAUUUUCCAUCAGUAGGUGUUUUGGCUAUUCCCAUUUCAGUACACAUCCCACGGCCUCUCCUCCACAUUUGUAA